AUGAAGAAGAUUGUGCUGAAUUUGGAUUUGCAAGAUGAUAUAGACAAGAGGAGGGCUAUGAAAACAGUCUCUACUCUUUCAGGAAUUGAUGAGAUCACCAUUGAUGCCAAAGCGAAGAAACUAACGGUGAUCGGGACAGUCGACCCCGUGACGAUAGUAAGCAAGCUGCGGAAGAAGAAUUGGUGGGCGGAUAUCAUCUCUGUGGGCCCGGCCAAAGAGCCAGAGAAGAAAGAUGAGCCCAAGAAGGAGAAUGGCGCAAAGGAAGAACCGAAGAAAGACGAGCCCAAGAAGGAAGACGAGAAGAAAGAGGAGCCCAAGAAAGAUAACGAGAAAAAAAAAGAACCCGAAUUUGUCGUGGGGACAGUAAUGCCGUUCAGGCAGUACUAUCCGCCGAUGAACACGUAUUACUAUGUGAACCACAGCAUGGAAGAAAAUCCAAAUGCAUGUGUCAUUUGCUAA
Striga hermonthica is the source of this 459-nucleotide messenger RNA. NCBI's taxonomy places the organism in Eukaryota, Viridiplantae, Streptophyta, Magnoliopsida, Lamiales, Orobanchaceae. The record is from the annotation of a GenBank genome assembly.